Penicillium paradoxum is the source of this 477-nucleotide messenger RNA. RefSeq names its product V-type proton ATPase proteolipid subunit. Gene Ontology annotation, cellular component: proton-transporting V-type ATPase, V0 domain. Bases 1 to 477 code for a protein of 158 amino acids. NCBI's taxonomy places the organism in Eukaryota, Fungi, Ascomycota, Eurotiomycetes, Eurotiales, Aspergillaceae. The transcript has 8 exons. Gene Ontology annotation, biological process: proton transmembrane transport. Gene Ontology annotation, molecular function: proton-transporting ATPase activity, rotational mechanism. The record is from RefSeq and is a predicted model, not a curated record.
AUGGCAGAGAGUGAGCUUGCGCCGAAGUUCGCCCCGUUCUUCUCCUUCGCCGGCAUUGCCGCUGCAAUGAUCUUCGGGUCGGCAGGAGCGGCAUAUGGCACAGCAAAGUCCGGUAUUGGCAUUGCAGGUGUGGGAACCUUCAGGGCCGAUCUUAUCAUGAAGUCCCUCAUUCCCGUCGUUAUGUCCGGUAUUAUCGCAGUUUACGGUCUUGUGAUUGCCGUGCUCAUUGCACAAGCGGUGGGCCCAACAACCAACAUGAGUCUAUAUACAGGCUUCAUGCAUCUCGCCGCUGGAAUGUCGGUCGGUCUCACAGGUGUGGCUGCUGGUUAUACGAUUGGAGUUGUGGGUGAUGCAGGUGUUCGAGCAUACAUGCAACAGUCUCGGGUUUACGUGGGAAUGAUUCUCAUUCUGAUUUUCGGUGAAGUUCUUGGGCUUUAUGGCUUGAUUGUUGGUUUGAUCUUGAACUCCAAGUCUUGA